Messenger RNA from Salvelinus sp. IW2-2015, 1391 nucleotides. Its product is annotated as protein regulator of cytokinesis 1. Gene Ontology annotation, biological process: microtubule cytoskeleton organization; mitotic spindle midzone assembly. Gene Ontology annotation, cellular component: spindle; mitotic spindle midzone; cytoplasm. Gene Ontology annotation, molecular function: microtubule binding. NCBI's taxonomy places the organism in Eukaryota, Metazoa, Chordata, Actinopteri, Salmoniformes, Salmonidae. The record is from RefSeq and is a predicted model, not a curated record.
AGCGCUUCUUGAACAAGGACAUAUUUUUUGAAUUUUUUGGCACAAGCAGCUGAAAGGGUACUGCUUUCGCACCGCUGUAGUGACAAAUGAAACUAGCCAGCCAUCUACGUCUUUUUGUAUAAAUAAUUGAUAUUCUUCAACAGCUACUUAUUUUUCCUUUAUUGUUGUCAGGGGAAACUAUGUCAAGUCGGAGGAGUGAAGCCCUGGCUUUCUCGCUAGUGACGGGUAUAAACCAUGCCAUGGCCAGGCUGGUGGGCAUCUGGGACAGCAUAGGCAUUAUGGAGGAACAGAGGGUGGAGCGAAUGGAGACGGUGAAGAAACACAUUGAGGGCCUUUUGAAUGACAUGAUCACUGAGGAGGAAGCCUUGAAGCACCGCAUCCGGGCCAAUAUCAUCACUUUUCAAAAACAGCUGGAUACCUUGUGCCUGGAAAUGUCAAUGGAUCCAAACAAAAUGGAGGAGGGCCUGACAGUCCUCCAGAUUGAGAAGAACCUGCGUCUGCGUGUGGAGGUUCUGACCAAGGAGAAGGUGGAGCGUUUGAAGGAGCUACACGGACUGCAGCAGGAGGAUAAGGAACUGUGUGUGGAGCUGURYGUCACCCCCUAUUACAUCCCCACUGGCAGCAUGCCAUCUCGCACGCAGCUACAGGAGCUCCGGGAGCACAUCCAGACCCUCAGCGAGGAAAAGAAGAGUCGUGCAAAGGUGUUCUCAGGUCUGCGUGAGGACAUCAGGAAGCUGAUGGAGGAGAUGGGUCAUGAACCAGAGACUAGCCUGGAGAAAGAGUCUGUGGGCCACGACGAGGAUAUAUUCCUGCUCACUCAUGAAAAUAUCAAAGCCCUCAAACUGCUGCUCUCCCAGAUGGAGGUCAAGAAGGAAUCACUGACAAAUACUCUAGCUGAGCUGAAAGAACAAUCCAUGUGCCUGUGGAAUCGUCUGGAUGCGCUGGAGCAAGACUGCAAUGUGUUCCAAGAGAGUGUGCAGGGUACCCUCUCUGACCAAAUCACACAGUGGCAGGGGGAGGUGGACCGUCUGACAGACCUGCAGAAGACCAAGCUGGAGGAUGUGAUUGAAAAGGUCAGACAGGAACUAGUGACCUUCUGGGACAAGUGCAACCUGGGCCCUGAGCAGAGGGAACCCUUCAAUGCCCACUUCUGUGACAAUAACUUCACAGAGGAGUUGUUGGCGCUGCAUGAUGCUGCGCUAUUGAAGGUGAAGAAAUAUUACGACCAGGUAAAGCCCUUACUGGAGGCCCUGCAGAGAUGGGAGAAGUACUGGGCCCUCUUUCAGGACUUUGAGAAAAAGGCCAAUGAUCCAAACCGUUUCUCCAACAGAGGAGGAGCCCUUCUUAAAGAGGCCAAAGAGAAGGUCAAAGUUCAAAAGAUGCUGCCAAAG